This is a messenger RNA of Aspergillus caelatus, 1611 nucleotides long. RefSeq names its product putative translation elongation factor eEF-1 subunit gamma. The coding region runs from base 21 to 1253 and encodes 410 amino acids. The record is from RefSeq and is a predicted model, not a curated record. Gene Ontology annotation, molecular function: translation elongation factor activity. Lineage: Eukaryota; Fungi; Ascomycota; Eurotiomycetes; Eurotiales; Aspergillaceae. Gene Ontology annotation, biological process: translational elongation. Gene Ontology annotation, cellular component: nucleus; cytoplasm. The transcript has 3 exons.
CAAAGACAACAGCUUUCACAAUGGCCUUCGGAAAGAUUUACGGUCAGCCUAACAACGGUCGCACCAUCGCUGCCCUCGUCGCGGCUAAGGCCAACGACGUUGAGCUCGAGCUGGUGCAGACUGAGGCCAACGCCGAGGCAGAGUUCAACAAGUCUGCUGAGUACACCAAGCUCAGCCCCCUCGGCAAGAUCCCUGCUUUCGAGGGUGCCAAUGGUUACACUCUCUCCGAGGCCAUUGCCAUUGCUGUCUACGUGACCUCCCAGAAUGAGAAGACCACCCUCUUGGGUAAGACCAAGCAGGACUACGCUUCCAUCCUCCGCUGGUUGUCCUUUGUCAACGCGGAGGUUCUCCCCCGCCUCGGCGCUUGGUACCGUCCCCUCUUGGGCUUGGACGGCUACAACAAGAAGAAUGUUGAGGAAGCUUCCAAGGCUGCUCUGAAGAACAUCUCCGUUUUGGAGAAGCACCUCACUGCCAACACCUUCCUCGUUGGCGAGCGUAUCACCUUGGCUGAUAUCUUCGCCGCCUCUCUCCUCACCCGUGCCUUCGCCACCGUUUUGGACAAGAAGUUCCGUUCUGAGAACCCUGCUGUCACUCGUUGGUUCCAGACCAUUGUCAACCAGCCCUACUUCAAGGCUGUUGUUGAGAACCCUGUUCUUGUUGACGAGGUCAUCAAGUACACCCCUCCCAAGAAGGAGGAGAAGCCCAAGAAGGAGGCUGCUCCUGCCCCUGCUGCCGAGCCCAAGCCUGAGGGUGAGCAGAAGAAGCCCAAGCACCCACUUGAGGCUCUUGGCAAGCCCGAUUUCAUCCUCGAUGACCUCAAGCGUACCUACUCCAACGAGGAUACCCGUCCUGUUGCUCUCCCUUGGUUCUGGCAGAACUUCAAGGCCGAGGAAUACUCCCUGUGGAAGGUGGACUACAAGUACAACAACGAGCUCAAGCUCACCUUCAUGGCCAACAACCUGAUCGGUGGUUUCCACGCUCGUCUUGAGGCUUCCCGCAAGUACCUGUUCGGUGCUCAGUCUGUCUACGGUACUAACUACGACUGUGUCAUCCGCGGUGUCUUCCUGGUCCGUGGUCAGGAGUUCAAGCCUGCCUUCGAUGUCGCCCCCGACUGGGAGAGCUACGACUUCGAGAAGCUUGACCCCUCCAAGGAGGAGGACCGCAAGUACGUCGAUGACAUGUGGGCUUGGGAUGUCCCUGUCACCGUCGACGGCAAGGAGUACCCCUGGGCUGACGGCCACGUCUUCAAAUAAGCUAGUGCAUUAGGUCCUGUGGCAAAUUCAUGAUGUUACGUCCUAAUUUCUUAUCGUUGGGUGGCCAUUCUCAUAUUCGGCCUAAAAAAAAAAACACUUCUCAUCACAUAUACCCUAGGGCUGGAGAGUACUACGAUUCAGCACGACUUGUGGUUCAGGUUUUCUGCAUCGUGCCGCCCGUACAGGUCUCCGCCCCAUCCAUAUCCCGUCUAAUGUCUACACUGUCCAUGACGGUUUACGCUUUCUGAAAAAACUUUUGAUCAUGUCACGCUUACGAAUUGAGAUGUCGGAUGAUGCAGUAGCUAACCUAGUUUAGCACUAAAUAGCACUUUGUGCUCACUCAACCACUUCUGAUCCC